Messenger RNA from Loxodonta africana (African savanna elephant), 7269 nucleotides. It is a transcript of the gene SMIM2, whose product is annotated as small integral membrane protein 2. Lineage: Eukaryota; Metazoa; Chordata; Mammalia; Proboscidea; Elephantidae. The record is from RefSeq and is a predicted model, not a curated record.
CUCCCCAGCCAGACUCGGUGCACAGCCAAUACAUUGCAGGCUCUGGAGGGAGCUGUCAUGAAGGACUCAGGCAUCCUGGCUAGUCAUGCGUGCAAGUGUGUCUGCAUUCCUACCUCAGGCACCUCCAUAUGGAGGCCUCCUUUUGGGGGGCCCUUGUCUCAAGCUUUCCUCACGUGCCCCUGCAAAGACUUUAUGGGACGCAAGUAGAAUACGUGGUUUGUGUUCAACUCCUAACCUAAAGGUUGGUGGUUCAAACCCACCCAGUGGUGUCACGGAAGAAAGACCUGGAAAUCUGCGUCCGAGAAGGUUACAGCCAAGAAAAUCCUAUUCUACUCCGACACACAUGGAGUCACUACGAGUCAGAAUCGGGUUUGGUUCUGUUUUUCAGGCGGCCUUGGAGACAUUUUUCUCCAUUCAGUCGGUACUCAGAACUUUCCCAUCCCUGCUAGCCUUUCCCCGCUCCCUUCCCCUGUCCCAUAAAACUGCAGAAGGCUUUGGUCCAGGGGUUCCCUUGGCAAUGAGAUAAUUCCCCCAUCAGUGCUGAUCCAUCUGACCCUCGCUGAUGCUGUUCCAUCGGCAAAAAUGGAAUAUUGGGGAAGCCAGCACUUUCUCCUGUUAAGUCUCGUGCUUAUACAGUCUCAAUAAGCCAUUAAAGACUUUCAUUUUGGCUUAUUGUCUUAACUGAUUGCUCUGAUUCCUGGCAGCUCAGCUCUGCCCAGCUUGGCUCAGCUCUUGACACUCCCAAAAGUCAAGGCGGAACCACACUGUAUCUUCCAUUCAACCUCAGAUGAGGUUGAUCCAUUUGACCUUGUCAUUUAAGGCUAAUCAAGGGCCAGGCUCUCAAGGGGCAGAGGGAGCCACAGCUUCCCAAACUUAGUAAGGCCCUAUGUGAGUUAGCUAGUGCUACUAUAACAGAAAUACCACAAGUGGUUGGCUUUAACACAAAAUUUAUUCUCUUACAGUCUAGGAAAAUAGAAGUCCAAAUUCAGGGUGCCAGCUCCAGGGGAAGGCUUUCUCUCUCUGUUGGCUCUGGAGGAAGGUCCUUGUCAUCAAAUUCCUCUGGUCUAGGAGCUUCUAAGGACAGGGACCCCUGGUCCAAAGGAUGAGCUCUACUUCUGGUGCUUCUUUUCUUGGUGGUAUGAUGCCCCCUGUCUCUCUGAUCACUUCUCUCUUUUAUAUCUCAAAAGAGAUUGACUUAAGACAAAACCUAAUCUCAUAGAUUGAGCUCUGGCUCAGUAACAUAACUGCCUCUAACCCCAUCUCAUUAACAUCAUAGAGGUAGGAUUUAUAACACAUAGAAAAAUCACAUCAGACGACAAAAUGGUAGACAAUCACACAAUACUGGGAAUCAUGUCCUAGCCAGGUUGACACAUUUUUGGAGGACACAUUUCAAUCCAUAACAGCCCUGACCACCUGUGAACUCUUGGCAGUAUGUAAUAUACCUGAAGCGAAAAGAGAUGAAGCUCCCUUGGCUGUUCUAUUUAAAUGCAAGUCCGUCCUUGAGACCAUGUCUGUUAUAUUUGCCAUUGAACGUCCAGUACCCAGGUUAGUACAUGGCACACACCGGACAUUUGAUAACUAUGUCAGCUUUCUCCAAAUGAGGCCUAUGCACAGGGAGGUGCCUAUGGGUGUGGGGCUCUGAAGGCUGUGUCAUCCCAGCUCUGGCCACAGAGGUUUCAUUAGAGAGGGAAGCUGAGCUGUGAGCACGUUGCUAGGCUGUGGAUAUUUAUUUUCAUAAAUGAGGCUCGUGCUUAAUUUAGAACUCUGCUUUUGCUUUUGCUUUCUUCUUUCCAGCAUCAUCUGGCUGUCUGGCACCAUCAAAGAAUUGCGUUUUUGACCCAACCAGAGCUUGUGGGUAGAUGAGCGCUGGGAGAAGGCUGGGAGAGGAAGGAUGCCAGCCUGGCUGUCUCAGGGGAGGGGGAAACAAUGUGGCCAUGCCAUUAGCAUUCUGUUCAGCUUCUGGAUGAGUCUCAUCUGUGACACCUACGUCGCCUUCACUGGGAACAGCAGGAUACAAAGCGGCUGUGGUGUUGGCGCCUGCUCUGAGGAACCACACACCAGAAUAUAGCAGAGCAGAAGGCUUGGCCAUGCAAAAGAGGACCAACGUCAGGUGCCAGAAGUGCGUGACAUCUUGCCUCUCGGUUCUUUGGAUGCAGCUAUUUUAAUAGAGCCACUUUAUUGCAGCUAUUACAAUGUUAGGUUAUUCUGAUUUGGCUCCAAAAUUCAGCCAAUACAUAGUCAGCUUCUUAAAAUUAAGUAAAUGAUGAGUAUACUGGGCAUUUCCAGUCUGUCUCCGAGCUUCACUCCAACUCGGACCUUCACUCCAUUGUCAACCCUACCUCCAGUAAUCGAGGGCAUAUGGGUCAGGGACAGGUAAGGGCAGGGGUUGGUAAAGGUUCCACAUGGGAGAAAUAUCAGGGAUCAGACGAUGGUCAGGGAUGAGAUGAGGAUCAGAAUUGCAAGGAGAGACAGAAUCCUGGUGGAGCAACAGUUAAGUGCUCGGCUGCCAACUGAAAGAUUGGCAGUUUAAACCCACCCAGUGGCUCUUUGGGAGAAAGCCUUGGCCACCUGCUGUAGUAAAGAUUUCUGCCAAGAAAACCCUAUGAGGCAGUUCUACUCUGUCACAUGGGGUCACUAUGAGUCAAAGUCAACUCGAUGGCACCUAACAACAGCAAUAGGGCUAGAGAAAGGUUGGGAGUCCUCUGAAGUCAAAAAGUCAGAGUUCAAGUUCAAAGAAAGUCAAGUUCAGAGAUGGGGCAAGAGUCAGAGAUGCAAUGAGGGGCAGGAAAUAAGUUACACACAGAAAAUAGAGUUUGCAUUUUGCCUCACCUGUUUUUAGGCAGCUAUUCCACAAAUAAAAAGGAACCCUGGUGGGCACAGUGAUUAAAGCAUUCAGCAGCUAACCAAAAGGUCGGUGGUUCGAACCCACCUGCCACUCUAUGGGAGAAAGAUGAGGCAGUCUGCUUUCGUAAAGAUUUACAGAUGGGGCAGUUCUGCUUUGUCCUAUAGGGUCCCUACGAACUGAAAUUGAUGUGACAGCAGUGGGUUGUUUUUGAGGUUGUUUUUUUUUUGUUCGUUUCAAAACAACUGUGUUAGAACAGCUGUGUGAAAUUGUUGGUCAAGAAAAUAGUCCAUUUAGGAGUCAGAAUAGCAAAAUUUGGCUUUUCCGUGAAUAGAAUCUGACUAAAUAUCUAUCCAUUUCACUUUAGGUUUUGUGUGAACCUUAGUUUUCCCAUAUAAAAUCAAAUAAUAGUGUCUGCCUUUCCUCUUUCCCCACCUUUUGUUCUCCCUCCAAGCAACCUGAUGAGAAAUGAGCCAGCAGCUCCUAAACUGCCUCAAACCACUGGGAGAAAGGCGUUUGCUUGAACAGUGGGUAUUAGCCUAUAUGGGUCCUCUCUAAGUAAAGGGAUGUCAAAGUUGGACAAAUGCAGCCAUCUUGCCUGGUGACUCAUGCGGACACAGCGGCGCCUUUAGCAGGAAUGUGCAGUGUCUGUAACGAAUCUGCUUCUGCCAUGGCAGAGAACGGAGUGUUAUCUACCCAAAUGCUAUCGACUUGGGGAGUUUGCACCUGGGCACUAGGGAUUAGACGUAGAACCAGUUGAGAGGAACCUGGUGUUUCUGCCUGUAAUCUACAGUCUCAUUGCACAAAGGGCUGGACAACAACAAGCUGGUGCCCAAUCGUUGCCUGCCCUUUGGCAGUGAAGAAAUUCUUCUGAAUAAUCCGGCCGGUCAUCAAGCUCACCAAAGUCCCAGUGAGUACAACCAACCAACCAACUAGUUAUUGUGGAGCUGAUUCCAACUCAUGGCAGCCCCAUGUAUCAGUGUAGAACUGUGCUCCAUAGGGUUUUCAGUGGCUAAUUUUUUGGAAGUAGAUUGGCAGGCCUUUCUUCCGAGGCAUCCCUGGGUGCAUGUGAAUCUCCAGUCUUUCAAUUGGCAGCUAAGCCCCUUAACAGUUUGUACCAUCCGGAGAUACCCACCCCCACAGGCAGCUCCUGUUUUAUUGAAAGUGAAGUGAAAAGAACACUCAAACUUUCUCUGCCAUGUUUCACGACAGGUAGUUCCCAAUUUAGGACGUAUUUCAGUUACAAUGAAACACACUCAUGACUGUCUUUUUUUGGUACAUCUUAUUGUUAGUAAUGUUUACUACAGACGGUGUUGCAACAUGAUGUAAUUUGCUGAUGUUAUCAUUCUCAGAUUUUUAUUAGCAGAUGUUCAGUUUUAUGAUUUACUGUUGAAAACACUGCUGUAUAGAUUUAGUUUUCUAAACUAAAUCAGGAGCUUCAGUUGUUUGAAAACAUGGGCCCAAACGCUUGAUCGCAUUGCUAAAGUCGAUAGGAUAUUUAGGAAGCAGUGAGAUGUUACCACGAAAUAUAUGAAGAAAAAAAGAAGAGGAGCAUACAGACAACUCUCUAAUUUUCUGACUAGAAACACCAUCCGCAUUCCCAGGGAUAAUCCAGAUGAUCCAGAACCUUCCACAAGUGGAGUUAUUACUGCAGCUGACAAAAUACCUUCAUCCAGUUCUUCACUAUCAGAGUAAACUUUUAUGAUUUGUGUGGUUUUUUAUGUAUGUUAUUAUUAUUAUAUUAUUGUUACAUUAUCCGACUCAUAGCAACCCUAUAGGACAGAGUAGAACUGCCCCAUAGGGCUUCCAAGGAGCUGCUGGUGGAUUUGAACUGCUGACCUUUUGGUUAGCAGCCAAGCUCUUAAUCACUAUGCCACCAGGGCUACUUUAUAUAUGUAGGUGUUAAAAAUAUAUAUGUAAGUUUAUAUGUAAUGCUUCCAACCCACAAAGAUAAAUAAAGAUUGGAUUUAUAAAGAUAAUAAAAGGCAGAAAUAAUGAGGAAAAAAAAAUGAGGUAUUCAACUUACAACAGAGUUGUUGGAAGAGAACCCCUUGGGAAGUCAGGGACUACCUGUAUUUUGUUUGUUGUUCCCCAGGAAGAGAGCUUUUGCAUCACAAAAUGAAGCCUGGCUGAUUGGGGUGAGAUGUUGGCAAGGACUGGGGCUUCUGCUUCUAGAAGCCUGUCCUGUGGCUACCCACUGCAGGGUUGGUGCCUUUCUCCUCACCCUCAGAGAGCCAGGGCAUGUCUGUGUCUCUGCAGCUCAGCUUACCCAGCCACAUCUCCAAGCACUUAACGCUUUUUCGUAUCCCUAUUGUAAGAGCUAAGAACCAUCCCCUCUGGUACAGUUAAUCUGUGUUCCCGUCAUCAAUCCAUCUUUCUUUGUUCCUUCUCACCACGGCCCUGCCUUCAGAUUCCUUCUGGAUUCCUUUCUCAGGCGUCCUGUUUUGAUUCCCUCCUCACAUUUACUUCCAAGUGCCAAGAACAACUCUGUUCAGGCAGGAGGCAGGAGGCCUAAAAGGGAACUGGAGCAGUGGCUUCUCUCUAUUAGCAUUCUUCAGAUUUAGGGGGCAAUUUCUUCUGGGAACUGAGUAGAUCCUCUCUUAAGCCCCUCCCCCACCAACAACAUGUCUCUGUCCCGGGGAGUCACUUUGCAUCCAUUGUUUGUAACUGAAUGAUGGUGAGAGCUUUUCUUCCCUAGCCUGUGUGGAAGGGUUCAGCACCCCGCCCCCCACUCCCCGGGAUGUGGCGGAGGCCAAGUGACUAUUACAACGGGUAUUGUAUGUCAUUGUUUUGGACUUGAGCAUUACCCUCAGUAUCUGAUUGUAUGAUAACACCUGGAUCCUCUUCCAGAGUUGCUCGGUUUUUCCAGUCCUGCAGCACCCUGUUCACCCUUUAGGACAGUCUCCCUGAUUGACUGGCUCCUGGGUUUAGCUGGAGGGGUCAGAUCCAGCCAACACUUGUUUCUCUGUUGACAGGCGUUGGCCUUAGUGACACAUUCCAAGCACAGGUAGCUGGCGCUCUCUCUAGUGCCUCUUCAACGUUUUGGGGAAGUUGCAUUGCCCCAUCCACCACUCUGGAUAGUCAUCCAGGAAUUUGCCUUUUAGCACAGAGUGAAACAAAGAGACUGGAGGGGCGAGGUAACACCCAGGCAGCAAGUAAGUCUGCUCUAUUCAUCCCAAGAGGACUUCCUGUGCCACCUGGGAGUGGCCUGGCCCUGGACUUGGUCCACCUGGACCGAUUUCAACAAAGGCCUAGUUUCUUGUAGACCCAAGAACAUUCUGCCCUCCCAGAAUGGGACGCUACUCUGGCAGUGGUGAGGGAGGGUAACUGCAAAGAGGAUCUUUGAGAGUCAGGGAGCUAGGCCUAUGCCUCAGGACCUAAAACCAGCGUAAUUAGGCCAAGGCUGAGGAGAGGUCGGCUUUGCCACAAACACGCCUUACAUCUGAAGGUGAUUCUGUGUACAUGAAUUGUCUCCUUUGACCCUAGACAAAACUCUUAGAGGUAAAUGGGGCAGGCGUUACGACUCCUGGUUUACCAAGGGGGAAACUGAGUUCUAGAAGUUUUGUUAAUCUCCUUAGUAUCAAAUGAGAAAAUUACUGGCAGACUUGAGGCAAGAAACCUCAAAUUCCUGCCAUCUGCUGCUACUUUUUCCGUUAUUCCUUGCUGCUCUUCAGCAGGGCUUAAGUAAAAUGGCAAACACAAGUCCCAGCCCUUCCUGCUGGGAGGCAGUUGGAAGCUGGCUUGGAUUUGAGUUGUAGAGGCCAGGGGCCUGAGAGACUGCAAGCUCUGCUUCCACUUGCCUGUAGAGUGAGGCCUUUUGGAGCUCACUGUUUACAAGGCCGCGGAGAGAGGAGUGCAGAGGAGGAGGGAGAGCAACUAUGGCAGUGUGUGUGGGCUUAUGUAUACAGACUAAGACAGACUAGGAAGAAAGGCCUGGCAACCUACAAAAUCAGCCAACGAAAGCCCAAUGGAUCACAACACAGAUAAGGAGGAGCCAUUACUGCCAUGAUGACUGUUACAGAUGGAUGGAACAGACCCACUUGGAGGUCAUUUGCAGCUUUGUGGACACAUCCAUGGCUUCCUACCUCAGGCAUCUGCAUCUCUGCUUGAGGGCCUUCUCUGGCCACAGGAAUUUCCUGAGCCCCUGCACGGAACAGGACAGAGAAGCUCCAAACUUAAUGGUGCCCAGAGGAGCCCUUGGACUCCCUGGGUGGUGCAAGGGUUAAUGCGCUUUGCUGCUAACGGAAAUGUUGAAGGUUCAAGUCUACCCAGGGACACCUCGGAAGAAAAGCCUGGUGAUCUACUUCAGAAAAAUCAACCAAAGAAAACCCUGCAGAGCUCAGUUCUCCUCUGAAACACGUGGGGUUUCCAUGAGUUGGCGUUUACUUGAUGGCAACUGGCGUGUGUGUGUGUGUGUGUGUGUGUGU